GCCGACGAGCUGGUCACCUACGGCGAGGGCGUCACAAAAGAGCUGCUGCGGGUCAUUGCGCCGACGCAGCGCGUGGAAGACACGGAGCAGUAUGCCGACGCCGUGCCUGGUGUCCUCGACUUCUCGUACGCCGAGCAAUUCGAGAAGACCGUGAAGGAGAAGCUGCACGACGGCUUCGACAUCCGAGCUGUGGUCCAAAAGUGUUCCCAGGACACGGAGCCCUUCGACGAGGAGGGCGGCGACGGCGACGGCAUCGAGGAGUCCAUGGACGAGCAGGUGGUGCAGUUCGACGCGGAGCGGGCUGCGGAGCCGCCCAACCAGGAGGCGACCGAGGCGUCGGAGAAGACCCAGGAGGACCCUGUGCAGAUCGGGCAGGCCGUGGAGAAGCUGCAGGACGGCUUCAACAGCCAGGCGGAGGUCCAGAAGCAGUUCUUGGGCACGGAGCCCUUCGAUCAGGUGGGCCCCCACGACGACGGCAUCGAGGUCGAUUCCGAGGUGGUUCAGGAGCAGCUCGGCACCACUAGCUGGAAGUGCCGCGCUGGCGAAAACUGGCUGUCUUUCGACAAUCAGAGCGCGGAGAUAGAGAAAGCUCAUACAAAUUCAGUUCGGUGA
Messenger RNA from Prorocentrum cordatum, 612 nucleotides. Lineage: Eukaryota; Dinophyceae; Prorocentrales; Prorocentraceae. The record is from the annotation of a GenBank genome assembly.